Molecule: messenger RNA, 204 nt
Organism: Macrosiphum euphorbiae (potato aphid)
Lineage: Eukaryota; Metazoa; Arthropoda; Insecta; Hemiptera; Aphididae
Source: the annotation of a GenBank genome assembly
AUGACUCCAUUUAAAUUAACGUUUGGAACCGAAAUGAAACACCCAGAUCUACUCCCAUUAUGCAGUUUAAUAAAAGAAGAGUAUGCAAAAAGUUUUUUUGGAAAAAAGAGAAGCAGAACUCAAGAGGCUAAACAAUGCAUACUAAAAGCUCAGCAAGAGCAAAAUAAAACAUUUGAUCAUAGAAGAGUAGCAGCAACAGAUUAG